UUGAUGUGUCUCUUUCCUGUAGAUGGGGUGUACACUGAGCAAAACUGCAGUUAUCACGAUGUUUUAAACCACCUGAACCUGAACAGAAACAAUGAACUGUACUUAAUGACCCGGCCUGUUAAAAACUACAAACGGCCCACACGGGUGUCACUGGAAGUGCUGCUCUAUGCCAUACUAGAUGUGGUUGAGAAAGAUCAGAAAUUCAUUCCUUAUGUUUGGACUGUCAUGAGGUGGCACAAUGAAUACAUUUCCUGGGAUCCAAAUCAGUUUUGUGGCAUUGAUAAUGUUUCUCUUCCUACUGAAGUUUUGUGGAAGCCAGAUCUCACCAUUGAAGAAAUGACAGAGAAGGACAAAGCUCCCCCGAGUCCUUAUCUCACCAUCAAUGAUAAAGGCGAUGUUGAGGUCCAGAACGACCAGGUGCUGGUCAGCACCUGCAGGAUGCACAUUUACAAAUUCCCUUUCGACAUCCAGAGCUGCAACCUCUCCUUCAAGUCCGUCAUACACACCGCAAAGGAUAUUCGGCUCCAGCCGAGCGACAACUCUUCAGAGGCCACCGAGUGGUCUCGUGAGGUGAUGCGGACCCAGUAUGAGUGGCUGUUCAUCAACAUGACAGUUACCGCCAACAAUGCCAGCGAUUUGUUCGGCCAGGACAUCAUCAUUUACACUAUCACCAUGAGGAGGCGGUCUCUCCUCUACAUUAUCAACUUCUUGCUGCCCAUCCUGUUCUUCUUGUGUCUGGACUUGGCCUCCUUCCUGAUCUCAGACAGCGGGGGCGAGAAGCUCAGCUUCAAGAUCACCGUGCUGCUUGCCGUCACCGUGUUACAACUUAUUCUGAACGAAAUUCUGCCUUCCUCGUCAAACAGGAUUCCACUUAUAGCGGUCUACUGUAUUGGGAUUUUUGCUCUGAUGAUGCUGAGCCUCCUGGAGACGAUUUUGGUGAUGCAUCUGAUAGAGAAAGACUCCACUGCAUCCCAAAACAACGAGGCAAACAGAAACCAAAGCUGGAGAGAGGACUGUGACAAACAGGGCAAAGCCAACUUCCACAAUAGUCAUGGAGAGGUGCCCAAAUUGACUCAAUGCAUCUAUGAUGUGUCUACUGGUGAAACUCCAUCUGAACUGCUGCCGGUUGCCAAAGAGGGCGACAGCAGCAUACCAAUGGAGGAGUGUCAUGCUUUGGAAAAGAUCUCAAGCGAGCUGAGAGAGAUUGAGAAAACACUGUCUCUGCUCCUCAGCAACAGGAGGGAGGAGGAGAGCCCCGACUACUGGACCGGAGUGGCUAAAAGAGUCCACAAAUGUUUCUUUAUUUUCUAUUUACACAUGUUUGGUCGUACCCAUAUCUACACUCAUAUAUUGACUACAAAAGCCUUGUUAACUCUUUUUCUGUCAGGUGGAAGUACUUCCAAUUAUACAGAGCUUCCUCAUGAUCAACACAAGUCCAACCAGACCUCUGUGGCUGGGGAGUCCAAGUCUGAGAAAGUGUGCAGUUAUCAAGACGUUUUAAACUACCUGAACUUGACUAAAAACAAUGAGCUGUUCUCCAUGACUCGGCCUGUUAAAGACUACAAACAGCCCACAAAUGUAUCCGUGGAUGUGGUUCUGCGUGAAAUUCUAAAUGUGAUCAGCAUGAAGAGGCGGUCUGCCCUCUACAUUAUCAACUUCUUGCUACCCAUCCUGCUCUUCUUGAGUCUGGACUUGGCCUCCUUCCUGAUUCCAGACAGCAGGGACGAGAAGCUCAGCUUCAAGGUCACAAUGCUGCUCGCUGUCACCGUGAUGCAGCUUGUUCUGAAUGAAAUUCUGCCUUCCUCUUCAGAGAGGAUUCCACAGUUAACGGCUCUACAGCUGUUGUAG
This is a messenger RNA of Morone saxatilis (striped sea-bass), 1848 nucleotides long. RefSeq names its product 5-hydroxytryptamine receptor 3A-like. Gene Ontology annotation, cellular component: neuron projection; membrane; synapse. The annotation marks the transcript as partial. Gene Ontology annotation, biological process: nervous system process; chemical synaptic transmission; signal transduction. NCBI's taxonomy places the organism in Eukaryota, Metazoa, Chordata, Actinopteri, Moronidae. Gene Ontology annotation, molecular function: neurotransmitter receptor activity; transmembrane signaling receptor activity; extracellular ligand-gated monoatomic ion channel activity. The record is from RefSeq and is a predicted model, not a curated record. The transcript has 12 exons.